Molecule: messenger RNA, 834 nt
Organism: Protomyces lactucae-debilis
Lineage: Eukaryota; Fungi; Ascomycota; Taphrinomycetes; Taphrinales; Protomycetaceae
Exons: 3
Coding region: 196-477 (93 amino acids)
Source: RefSeq, a predicted model, not a curated record
UCGUGAGGUUGUUAAGAUCAUCAUUGUGAGCAGCAGUGACUGAGCACAGCCUACAACGUUUCUUUCGUCGCAGCCUUUCUUCAAGACGAUGAACGAAGCACAAUAGACCUGAUUGUCAGCUUCCAUUCCCAUAGUAGUUUGGCAUGCACAAGAGCCGACAAGGCACCGCAUCAGAUAGAGCUAAUUUGAGUCCUCAUGAAGUCAGACAUAUGCUUGUUAUUUUUGGUCAUCGUGUGCGUGCUUCCCGGUCCUGUGCACCUCUCAGGUGCUUACGUUGUUUGGGCAACAUUGCUCGACAUGAAUGGACGUGGUCAAAGGCUGAAGCCAGAGUGGCUCAUGAAUGACACGGGCGCCCUUUCAGAUAGUCAUGAGAGCUCACUGUUGUUUUGUGAAGAGGCCGACGCAUCAGAGCCACAGCAAGACAAGGAAGCAUCGGGACAGAGAAGCUCAGCAAAAAAAUACAGCCAAGUAUUAUAAGCAGUCGCACUGCAGAAGCACGAUGUACUUCUACAGGCAUCAGUCGGUAAUUUUCUUCAUCCUUGCAACAGUCCAGAUAGCCUUCUGGUCUUGCCGCAGCACUUGCGAAGCACGCGUCAGAUCUCCUUGACAUUGACUGUAGGGCUAUACUUGUUAGUCUUUUGAGAUUUGCAGGACGCUAGACAAGAACAAGACAACCAAAGCUUGCUGGAGGAACGUCAGUUCUAGAGCUAAAUGUUGCAUCGCCAUGUAGCCCCUACUAAAAGGCCUGUCUGAGACUCUAGUAUUGUUUGUCAUCAAUCGAUUCCAGCUUGCUUUGGGUCUUGCUUGCGGUCACGCGUCAUAUAAUGGGCCUUA